AUGGGAUUACAAAAAUUGAUCGCUCCGAGGUUUAAUUUUUGGGUGAAUGAAUACAUCAGAGAUAUAAUACCAAUCCUUCUCAUCCGUUCUCUUGCAUCUACACAGCCAGGACAAGAAGCGAGUAAUAACUGUUACAAGCUUCAUGUCAAGACCAAGAAGAAAACGCCUGUGUUACGGAAGAAUGUAGAGGUGCUACUUUCGGCGGUAACAUCCAUGGAUAUACCAGCUUGGAAAGCAGAGUUUACAAAAGUCUUUCAGGAGGAGGAAGUAUUGCCAGUCGAUGAAAUGGUCGAGUGUAAGGAUUUGUUGUCGUGUAUUAUUGAUCAUGGUAUUGAAAAGGCACUCUUACCAAAUACACCAUCAUACGAACAUGAUAGGAACAUUGUAUCUCCUGAGAUGAUGUUCAAAAACAAAAAACGUGCCGGAUCAAUAGUUCCGAACAAGGCGUCGUCUUCCUCGCAAGAACAGCCUCCCUCAAAGAGAGUUAAAAGUAUUCCGGGCCAGUCAUCAAGAUCGACACCACCUUCCAAAGCUCUCAUGGAACCUGUAUCUCCACACCACACUGAAAUAACAUUUCAGCCUCGAAAGACUUCUUCAUCUACCAAGAAAACUCCAAUUCGUGAUAUACCUGAAGUAGCUAGGGACCGAAUGAGCCCGGAACAGCGUCGUGAGUCGGAGUCCGAGAAACAUCCUAGGCAGAGAGAUGUAAAGAAAUCUUCCGUACUAACCAUCGACCUCAUGCUCGAUGAUUCAGACGAAGAGAACCCAAUUCCCGUAACAAGUGCUCAAACUCAUACAUCAAAAUCAUCUUCAUCACAAACCUCACCAACGAGUACAAACCGUGAAGCUCGGUUUCGGCAUUUCGGUUCUGAUAUGCGGAAGCAGGCAUCUAUAUCAACCGCCCAACAAUCUAGUUUCGGAGCGUCGCCAAAUAGCCGCAUAGAAUCCCAAUCCUCGCCCCUAGCUAAGAAAUCUCUUCCUCAGGGUAUGAAGGAGGAAGAUUUUGAUGGAUUUUUUUUUAGUGUAUUUGAUGAGUUAAUGGGAUUGCGGGGUUAUAGUUUGCUUUCCUGUCCGGGGAAUUUUAUCCCUUGA
Molecule: messenger RNA, 1092 nt
Organism: Sclerotinia sclerotiorum 1980 UF-70
Lineage: Eukaryota; Fungi; Ascomycota; Leotiomycetes; Helotiales; Sclerotiniaceae
Exons: 1
Coding region: 1-1092 (363 amino acids)
Source: RefSeq, a predicted model, not a curated record